GCAGGCCUGGCUUAGCCACACUCAGGGUACUUAGCCAUGAAGUACCCUCUGGUGCCGCUGGUGAACGACCUCACAUUUUCUUUCCUGGUGUUCUGGCUCUGGCUGCCCGUGAGCUUGCUGUUGGUCCUGCUGAUCGUCUGGCUCCGCUUCUUACUGAGCCAAGAUUCAGAGGACAAUGAUUCAGAUGUAUGCUUUGACUGGGAGCCCUGGAGCAAAGCCCCAGCCCAGUUUUGCUGGGAGGGGACACUCCAUAGCUAAAAGGAGUAGAGGUCCUGCCUGUGAGCCUUCUGUUCAGCCAGCCUGGCUUUCCUGGAGUCAGCGGAGUGGUGGCAGUAACCGAGCUGGAUGGGAAAGACUUGCCGAUGAGGGAAGAAGACUCUGGCGAAUGUGGUGCUUCCCGGGGGCCCCCCGACUCCGCUCCUCCACCGACGGACUCAGGAAAGCCUCCAGAGGACCCAGCUCUUUCCCACUACAGAGGACUUCCCAGGGUCCCUGGGGAGGAGCCUGAGCCUGUGAGGAUGGGAUAGAUAAACAGGCAUGUGGGGAAAAUUUGACCAUGUGAACUCAGAGGAGGUCCUAGGAUACAGCUGGGCCAAAAGGUGUGGGUCCAUAUUAAAGAAACGAGGAGUUUCCUGUGCUCAGGAGACCCCUGACAAGUCCACUGGGCCUGGCCAGAGCCAUUCAUUUAAUAAGCUGUGGGGUCUGGGCCCAACCUCUGGCACUGACUCCCCAUGUCCUUGACCUUCUUUGGGAAUGUUUGACUUUCUCCCAUCCUUUCAAAGGGUUGGGGGAUUCUUGCUCCCAGCUCCCGUUCUGUAAUUUCACACUCCUGGAUUCGCCUUUAGGUUGACUUUAAUAACAAAUACUCAUUUUGUAACAACAGAGCAGCUACCAUAUGCUAGUAUAAAAUUAACUCACCUUUCAUGAGCACCCACUGUGUACCAGGCACUUUUCCAUGGGCUUUAUACAGGGGUUUUAACCCUCACAAGAAUUCUAUGAGGUAGGGUCUUUGGUUAUCCCUGUUUCAUAGGAGGGGAGAAUGAGGCACAGAAUGACCAAGUGUCUGGCUUGGAGCCACGCCAGUGGAGUUGGGCUUUGAGCCAAGACCCUGACUCCCUUGUGCCACAUCUCACCCAGUGUGGGAUGGGGGCAGGGUGCAGGCAAGGAAGUGCUCUCUCCUUUGCAGAAAUCCCCUGUCCUUACGUCCUCACUAGCUUCCCAGGGGCAGCAGUGUUGAUGGCAGGAGAAGGGGACAGGCCCUCCUGGUGUCCCCUCCUCUGCCACCUCAGAUCCUACCAGUCAGGAGUAUGAAUUAUUAGCUCGUCUGGAGUUUGGUCUCCCCAGCUCUGCUUUUUCUGCCCUGUCAGACGGUCCAUCCAAGGCACAAAGUAGAACAUAUCUUUCCUGCUUCAAGCCCUCUAUAGCUCCCUAUUGUCCUAGGGCUAAAGUCUUGAGUUCCUUGUGUGGUACAGAGGGCUGCCCUUUGGGAGCUGAGCCCCACUAAAUUUGUAGGACAAGGUUUCUGUUCCUAACGACAAUGGGAACAUCCUUGAACUUUUAUCUUGGUAUACAAGUGCGCUUCUAUCGAGAGGAUAAAUUCUGGGAGAAGUUGUUGAGUUUGAGACCUAUGUGUUUACAUUUUGCAGAUGUUGCUAAAUUGCCCCACUAUAUGGUAACUCCGAGGGUGUACAUUACGUACCUUUCCCCCCGGCCUUUGCCCUACUGUACAGGUACUCCUAACACACACAUAUUCUCCCCCAUCCUCUCACCCCACCCCACCUCUCCCUCCACACAUGCCUUGUUCUAGCUGAUGAGAUUUUGGCAACAUGUGUUUUCCUGGGAGCUUUCCUGGCACUGAAAUAAACACUUUUGGUAACAUACA
Neogale vison (American mink) is the source of this 1882-nucleotide messenger RNA. It is a transcript of the gene ADIG, whose product is annotated as adipogenin. Gene Ontology annotation, biological process: brown fat cell differentiation; white fat cell differentiation. Gene Ontology annotation, cellular component: lipid droplet; nucleus; cytoplasm. Bases 37 to 258 code for a protein of 73 amino acids. The transcript has 3 exons. NCBI's taxonomy places the organism in Eukaryota, Metazoa, Chordata, Mammalia, Carnivora, Mustelidae. The record is from RefSeq and is a predicted model, not a curated record.